AUGAAAGUAGAGGAUGAUGGACAGUGCUGCUUGUUAGAGAAUGUUCUGAAAGGAGGUCCCGGCGUGGCCCUGGGCUCCUCUGGGUGGGACUGCCUGCGGGCAGGUGACACCUGCUCCAGUGAUGACAGCUGCAGCCCCCGCCUCCGCACCCUCAGACAGUGUGUGGCGGGAGACGGUAGCGUCAAACUCGGCCCCGGGGCCAGGACUCAGUGUGAGAACGCCAUGACGGCUCUGCUGGCCACGCCCCUUCACGGCUGUCAGUGCAAAAGAGGCAUGAAGAAGGAGAAGAACUGCCUCAGCAUCUACUGGAGCCUGCACCAGUCUGGACUCGUGCUGCAGGGUUUGAGCCUGGUGGAGGACUAUCCCUAUGAACCAGAGGAGAGGGGCUCUGACUAUGUGAGACUGGCCUCUAUCGCUGCAGAGUCGGAGGUGACCACAGUGAACCGUUGUCUGGACGCGGCUAAAGCCUGUAACAUUGAUGAGACAUGUCAGAAGACUCGUACAGAGUAUGUGUCAGCGUGUAUCCAGCCGUCCGCUCGCUCCGGGCCCUGUAACAGGCCGCGCUGUAACAAAGCGCUCAGGAAGUUCUUCGACCGUGUUCCUCCAGACUACACCCACGAGCUGCUCUUCUGCCCCUGCACUGACACAGCCUGUGCCGAGCGCCGCCGCCAGACCAUUGUCCCCACCUGCUCCUAUGAGGACAAGGAGAAGCCCAACUGCCUGGCACAGCUGCGUGUGUGCAAGGCCGACUAUGUGUGCAGGUCCCGCUGGUCUCAGUUCCAGUUCGACUGCCAGCCCUCAGACCUGAGCUCCAGCGGCUGCAGACAGGAAAACUACGGGGCCUGCCUCCUCGCGUACACCGGACUCAUAGGAAGUACAAUCACUCCAAACUACCUGGACAACUCCACCUCCAACGUGGGCCCGUGGUGCUCCUGUGCUGCCAGCGGCAACCACCGGGAGCAGUGUAACGACUUCCUGGAGUUUUUCCAUGACAACGUCUGUCUCAAAAAUGCCAUCCUGGCCUUUGGUAAUGGCUCAGAUGUGAAGUCCGGCUCCAGUCCGCCCGGGAUCGCCAGCCUCGCCCCCGGCAACCACAACCCACACCUGGUAACGGUCGCCCCCGGAGUCUCCAUGGAAACAGAGCAGAGCAUCCUCAGAGCACAGAUACCUACUCAGGUAAACGAAAACGACAGAUUGUGGGGUGAUGAAGAGGACUCGACUCUGCCCUCUCCUGGACUGUCUGAACACGGCGCAGCACCUCUUCACGUGGGCGGGGCUCUGGGCUGGCUCCUCCUUCCUCUGCUACUGCUGCUACUGUCCCACCAAUAA
Messenger RNA from Boleophthalmus pectinirostris (great blue-spotted mudskipper), 1329 nucleotides. It is a transcript of the gene gfra4a, whose product is annotated as GDNF family receptor alpha 4a. Gene Ontology annotation, cellular component: external side of plasma membrane; signaling receptor complex. The transcript has 8 exons. The coding region runs from base 1 to 1329 and encodes 442 amino acids. Gene Ontology annotation, molecular function: signaling receptor activity. The record is from RefSeq and is a predicted model, not a curated record. NCBI's taxonomy places the organism in Eukaryota, Metazoa, Chordata, Actinopteri, Gobiiformes, Gobiidae. Gene Ontology annotation, biological process: nervous system development.